Rhipicephalus sanguineus (brown dog tick) is the source of this 6358-nucleotide messenger RNA. RefSeq names its product peroxidase-like. Gene Ontology annotation, biological process: response to oxidative stress. The record is from RefSeq and is a predicted model, not a curated record. Gene Ontology annotation, molecular function: peroxidase activity; heme binding. Lineage: Eukaryota; Metazoa; Arthropoda; Arachnida; Ixodida; Ixodidae.
AGACCGUUUCCCAAGAGUCGGCCAUCGGACACUGAGUCUGUGCGACGUGCAUUCUCUGCAGUAGCAACACUGCACGCUUCGACGUGCGCCCAGGAGUCCACGUCGUCGCGGCGUCCCUCCAGCGAAGGGCAGCGUGGGUGUUUUGUGUGCGCGUUCUGUGGUGGCCCCCUCUGACCAACAACAGUGCGUAGCGGCCCGAAGCCGUAUAAGCGACCGCGCCAAGCGGACUACCCAUCGGCACCGUCCCUAGACUGUGCCGCCGGCGUGUUACCACUGCCCUCCUGGUUGUCUUGAGCGUGAGAGGAAAAGGAUCCCGUGUUGUCAGCGACGAAGAGACAAGCCGUCCACGAUGAUACUUAGGUACAUGGUAAUGACAGCGACCACGCUGCUGUGUAUCGGCGGCACGCUGGUGUUCGAGGACUCGCGGCCGACGCCGUACAGCCCCGAGUACGGCCCGGACUGCGCGCUCAUCGUAACGACGACCAAGCCACAUGCGGCCAUCAUACAGAAGCCAUCUCUAGCAUCUGCCGCAGGCCUACAGUACCUUUCCAAUUUCGUGCCUCAGCUGAAAGCGGUGACGCUGACCGAGGGCCAGCAGUGCAUCACGUACGACGACGUGAACCAGGCGCUGCUCGAAGCCAAGGCCAAGUUCGGCGAGAGCGUGCCGAACGAGAUCUACGAGCUCUCCUCGGACACGCCCACGCCCGAACACGUGACUGUGCCCUCGGAGAUCAUCCUCGACGCCUCCAGGAUACUCGCCCAGAAGUUCUCGCUGUCGUACCACGCCAUCGUGUACGGCCUGCCUCAGAUCGACACCUCCAAGACUAUGGUGAAGGACAUCUGCCCGACCUUCCUGAAGCCGGUCAAGUGCGAGCUCAGUCGCUACCGCACGCUCACCGGAAUGUGCAACAACCUCGAGAACCCGUCCUGGGGAUCCGUACGAUCGGCCAUGGUGCGCUACCUGCCGCCUGCAUACGCUGACGGCAUCAGCGAGCCCCGUGCGGCCAAGGACGGUGGCCCACUGCCCAACGCGCGUAUGGUGAGCUUUCUGGUGCACCACGACGUGAGCGAACACGACCGCCGGGUGCGGAACUUGCUCGUCUCCAUGGGACAGAUGUUGGACCACGACCUUACGCUCGCCGCACCCACACUCAACGAGGAACGCCAGGACAUCGAUUGCUGCAAGUACGCGCCCGAGGAGAGGCAUCCGAACUGCUUGAUCAUCGACGUGCCACGUGACGAUCCCUUCUACAAGUUCUUCAACCGUAAAUGUCUCGAGUUCGCCAGGGUCCUCGCCGGUCUCAGGCCAUCCUGCACUCUCGGUCCACGGUCCCAGAUGAACAUCAUUUCGGCAUACAUCGAUGCUGGAUUCGUGUACGGAAGCACCCAGGAAGUCGCCAGCCGAUUGCGCGAGUUCUCCGGAGGACGCAUGAAGACCACUCCUCUAUACCGGGACUUGGGCCUCAAGGACCUGCUGCCCAUGAAGACGGUCGAGGCGGACGUUGGCUGCAUGGCGAGGCCCAGGAACCUAUACUGCUUCGACGCAGGUGACGAGCGUGUGAACGAGCAGUUGUCACUGACGGUGAUGCACACGCUGUGGCUUCGAGAGCACAACAAGAUCGCCAAGGGUCUGCAGACAGUGAACCCACACUGGGACGACGAGACACUCUUCCAAGAGACGCGGCACAUCCUCAUCGCCGAGGUGCAGCACCUCACGCUGACCGAGUGGCUGCCUGCCGUGCUGGGACCCGACGCGGUCAAGAAGUACGGACUUACGCCCGCGACGCACGGUUACUAUGAUGGUUACAGUCCGAAGGUGAACGCUGGAAUCAGGCAAGCGUUCCAGGCCGCUGCCUUCCGUUUCGGUCACAGUUUGCUGCCCGACAUCACAGAGAGGUACAACAAAUUCCACGAGAAGCUUGAGUCCAUCCGUCUGUCGAAGCUGCUCCGUCAGCCUUACGAUCUGUACAAACCCGGCGUCGUCGACUCCUUCGCUCUUGGUCUUGUAGACCAGCAGUCCAACAGAAUGGACCCCGAGAUCACCACCGAGGUGACCAACCACUUGUUCGAGGUGCCCGGUGACGGCUUCGGUAUGGACUUGGUCUCUCUGAACGUUCAGCGAGGUCGUGAGACUGGCAUUCCCGGCUACAACGACUUCAGAGAGUACUGCGGCCUGCCCAGGGCAAGGGACUUCUCGGACCUUAUCGGAUACUUGCCCAACAAGACCAUCCACCGAUACGCGCAGAUCUACAAGCACGUGGACGACAUCGACCUUUGGAGUGCGGGCGUCUCCGAGUACGGACUGCCGGGAGCCGUGAAUGGACCCGUGUUCGCCUGCCUUAUCGGCGAGCAGUUCGCCAACAUCAGGCGCGGUGACCGCUUCUGGUACGAGAACCCAGGAUGGCCAUCGUCCUUCACGUUAGAGCAACUGUCGGAGAUCCGGAAAAUGCGGCUGGCCCGGUUCAUUUGCGACAACGCCGACGACAUGUUCGACGUUCAGUAUAGCGCGCUUCUCAAGGUGGAUCCCGUGACGAACCCGAGGUUCAGCUGCAACCAGCACGACGUCCUGCCCAAGAUGGACUUCAGCAAGUGGAAAGACACGUCGUACCUAAAGAAAUAACCACUGACACUAACACAAUACCACAUUUUUUUUUCUACCGAAAGCAAACUGCGCGAGAAAAACGAACAGCGGGAUAAUGUCUUGUCGCAUCCUCUGCCCCCCCGCGCAAAUGCGCAAACCGAACGAGAAGGCACACUGCCGGAGACGACGACUUGCUUGUAGCGGUCGUCAGCCAAUCUUAAGACUCGUCGCUUCCGCUGUGAUGCUCUGCGAUGUCACGCGUUAUCAUGCACCAUGCCGUAGAGUCGGUAUGAGCAGCCAUUACAUGUUCAGUGUCUAUCAUGUGCGCUGCACACACACCCACUUCGCAGAAGCAUCGGCAGUGUUCUUGGCGCGGCAGUGACGACGUCAAUCUUUUGUUUUCUUAGGACGUCGCCGAGUAAAGGCACGCGCUGCAAUUCAUGAAGGCAGAGGAUGCGACAUCUGGCGGCGUAGCUCUCUGUGGUGUUUAAGGAUGUUUGGAUUCAGAGCGUCAAGCAUUCCUUUAGGAUGUACAGAGGUAACGACAGAGUGCAUUUUGUAAUAUGACUCGGACUCAUGCUGCGCUGCACGAGAAUAACUAUAGAAACACGAUGCCAGACAUUACAUUUGUAGCGCAGGUUUGCAGGGAGUCAUGAAGCUGUAUUAGCGGAAGCGGUAUACUUAAUGUAUCAUCUUUAAAAUACGCGCAGCUUGUAUCUUUUAAUAACGUUUUCUUUAGUGCCAUAGCGUUUUUAAAACAGAGUGGAGCAUUUUCAGAAAUGCGAACACGCCACGAUGGACAUGCUGGUUUCGCUCUAUGAGUAAUGCGUUAUUGGCGUAUUGGUAUUUCUGACUGCUUCAAAAACUUUAGUAUAACGUAAAGUGUUUUUUUUUUUAUCGCGCAUUUCACGUUCUUAGAACUUCAGACAGGUGGCAAGUGUAUGCGAAACUAGACUCGCAAAAAAAUUAUUAGAAUUUUCAUGAGGGGCUAGCUUAAUUCGAACUUUUGCACAUUCAAGAUUAGCAUACGAAUCAACGGAGCAGCCAUUCCGUCUACACACGACAAAAAAAAAACAUCGCACAGCUGACUGUCAAACGUCCGGUUCAUAAACGUUGCAAGCUCCACGACGCACAUUAUCGUUCGCAUGCGCUCUACUUUUCAAGAACCGAGGUGGUCAUUCAGGUGUAACGGCGUUUCAUUUACCAGAAAGACUGGUCUAAACAGGACAGAAUGAUAAGCAGCCCUGUUGUAUUAACGGCGUAGCCACAGCGAACAGUCCGAAACUAUAGCCAAGCUACAGCUCGGACAAAGCGCGAUGAGUGAGCGCUGCGCUUACGAGUUAAGACACGCGGUAACCACAGCCUUGACAUCACUGUCUAUUCUCUUCGAACUGCAUUGUUCGCGUGCCUUCGCCGCCCGUGUACGGCGGACCGCCACACAGAUGCCCACUUGCGGCUUCUCUUUUGUACAUACGGUUCCCGACUACGCACUUUCGGCGUCUACGAUCCACAGGGCAGCUCAUACGUCACGGAUAACUCGGUCGACGCGCGCUCGCGUCCACUCUACCCCCGCCUUGCGGCUGUGUUACCGCCUCACUCUUCAGCUAAAUGGCACCGUAGUGCAGCUACAUUCAAGGAAUCUCCCUCAAGCCUUACUACUACACAUGCGUUAACCGCACCAGUGGCGACCUGUGCAUACGCACGCAGUCCAGCUGUCAGAGCUUCACAUGCUAGUAGGGGAGUUGGGAGUCUGGUACUGUCACCCGCACCGGUGUCUUGCACAGGCGUAGUGCCAUUUCGCAUGCACAGACAAGUCCUAGCCGACCGCACGAUAAACGCGCUUAUAUAUGGUACAGUUGAUACAUAUAUCAUUACAGGCGAAGUCCGCCAUCUUGUGUCCUCAGAGCCAAUCAGAAAAGGAAGAACUCGCUGGCGGCAAAUCGCCCAGAGCAAGGCCCCCCAAGCUGAAAUGAAAUGAAAAACACAUAAAACUCCAGAGUAGAUGACACGACGCCGACUCACGGUUAUCUAGAAAACGAGGGUAAUAGCAGCCCGUCACGCAAUGUGUAGUUGCUGCCAUUGUACAACAGCUUCGCAGGGCUGCGUCCAAUAGCAUCGACACCAUGGCGGAACUCUAACAGGGCAGGAGAUACGGUCUGCUGUCACACUUUGAUGAAGUCUCACGUUUUUCAAGGGUCUCCUAGAGUAGAUUCCUUCCUUUGUCCCAUCGCUUUUAUUCUGUUCUUGCCUUAUUUACGAUACGGCGACUAGUACAACGGAUGAGCAUCUUUGGAUAACGAUUCCACUGUCAUAAGCACCUGCAAAUCCUCGACAAGAGAGCUACGAGCGAUGCUGCUUUAACUUAGGAAUGGCUUAGCCGGUGACAGCGUCUCGAUUGAUGCUCUCAGGCUUGCACAGUAUUGAGGGAAUAUGGCGAAACAGAAAUCGUUAAAAGGAAAGGCUCACCUGUGCCAUACCACCAAGGUGCAUCGUAGCAAAUCCCCGCGCGUGCGAGUCAAAAUUUCGUGAGUCAAGAGGAGGGCAAAGACAGCCAGCCUCAUUAGAGGUAACACUUAAGUUUUGUCUCACUGAAUGCCAUAGCGGUUUUAGUAAGCUUCAAAAGGCAUGAGCUAGCACAACAUAAGUUAUAUGCAACGUACUGCAUCAUGGUACGAUGCUUGCAAUUUGACCUACGGAAGAGAGAGAGAGAAGGCAAUACGGACAAAGGUUGGACAGCUACACUCCAUGACUCCCUUGACACCAUCUAUCGUGCCCUCAGCAACCACUUCAACGAAAAUGCGCUAACAUUCACUGCAUUUUGAGCUAGAGACAGGAAUAGCGCAGAAAGAGUGCUGAAAGCAAGGAGAGAACCAGCCUGCUGCUAGAGAAAAACUUUGUGUGUUGAGAUAGCCACUGAUGCGACGUGGGAGCAGCAGCUGCAUGUAAAGAACUUGGCGACAUAAUGUCCUCAUCGGCGAGGACGUCCGACAGUGCGGAGACCAAUCAAAUGCCAAUAACUUCGUUUCUUUCCUUUCACUCCAGAAUUUUUUUUAAACGUUACACAUGUAGAACGCCAGCGUACAAGUUUCUUGUUUUUUUUUUCUUCUUCGGCACCACCUGCCUUUGUAAAUACUUCCCAGUCUCCUCCCUCCCUCGUCUAUGAUAUUUAUAUGUGACACCCCUUAGGAGGUCAACGGGCUUCGUAAAGCACCAAUGACAGUGUAGGGCGCUAUCGCGCUACAAGGCUGCAUUCAGCGUAGUGCUUUUCCGACGAAGAACGCACACUUCCCAGUCUCGGCGCUUUCAUUCUGCAAGACAUUUCGGGUAUAGAAAGACUCAAGUGCCUUAGAAUACCUCGUCUUAAAGACAUCUUGGUACCAUUCUCGUAGAAAAUAAAAAAAAAAGUGCUAGCUUUAUAUAUGUCCCACGAGGCGCGAGAGCCACAAUAUUUGUGGCCGUCGUGCUGCCUCAUAAUAAAGAGCAAGCGUUUUUUUAAUGUGCUACUGCAACGCGAAUCUGGUGAACAUUGCUAAGAGGCGACGAGUACCAAUGGCUGUGUGAAGUCCGUAGCCCAAAAGGGUCAAAUGUGUUUUCUUUUUCUUCCCGUUUCUAUAUAUACCUCCUGACUUUUCCGACACAGUAAAGAUAUUUGAUGUGAGUGAGACAGCGAGCGAACGCUUUGAAAUGAUACACACGCAAUUUUUUUUAUCUGUAUGAGAAGUGUGCAACCUUUUGUUAACUAACUUCUGAAUAAAAAAAAUGUUGGUUUUUCAUUAA